UCUGGUCUAUGUAAAUAAUAGGCUUGAAUCAAGAAAAUAAAGAAAGAGAAAGAGAUGGAAACUAAUUAUAGGCUCAUAGUAUUUUUGCUUCUUUGUAUCUUCCUUUGUCGCGCCGAAUCUGCUCUUCCUUCUCACUAUGUACUCUCACACACCGGGAGGAGAAUGAUGGGUUAUUAUAAGCCCAGUCGUGCCAUAGGAAUUAUGAAAAUUUCCAAAACACCACCAUCAAAAAGUCCGCAGGCUCCAGGCAGAGGAGAUUGGGCCUAUGAUCUCCCAUUGGUAGAUGAUUUAUCUGGUGCUGUGCAAGAAAGAAGAUUAAUGAGCCAAAUGGAUGUAGGAGCAUCAAGCAGUGCACAAGGUACUGGUCGCAACCACUAGAUCCGGUUUCGGUUACUAGUGUUUAUAUAUAUCGUAUGUGUGUGUGUGAAUUUUCUAUUUUAUGCCUUCACAUGUCAAGAAAGUUUGAAUUCUGUAUUACUAUUAUUUAGUUUUCGAUAUAUCGUGGAAUACGUAUUGUUUCACACAAUUUUAAUUACAUCAAUUUUAUUUAUCAUCA
Messenger RNA from Camelina sativa (false flax), 556 nucleotides. The record is from RefSeq and is a predicted model, not a curated record. Lineage: Eukaryota; Viridiplantae; Streptophyta; Magnoliopsida; Brassicales; Brassicaceae.